Eruca vesicaria subsp. sativa (arugula) is the source of this 591-nucleotide messenger RNA. NCBI's taxonomy places the organism in Eukaryota, Viridiplantae, Streptophyta, Magnoliopsida, Brassicales, Brassicaceae. The record is from the annotation of a GenBank genome assembly.
AUGGAUUUCACUUUAGGCUGUGUAUUUACGUCUCACAAGUCUCAGGCUCCCAAAGCACACACGAAAGAGAGGAAGCCUGCGCCUCUUCUCACUAUUGAUAGGGUUAAGAAUCGUUUAAAGAAACCAACCACCUUCAUCUGCAAGCUCAAGCCACCCAAAGUGAGGCCAGCUUUUGCACCUGAAGAUGAAGAUUUGUUGCGUGAUGAUGAUGCUGUUAUCCCUAUCAAGAAAGAUGGCAUCAAGAGAAAAGAAAGACCUACUGAUAAAGAGAGAGAAAAAUCUAGGAUAUUGAAGCAUCCUUCGAGGCCUGCAGCUGAUUAUUCCAUCGAUUUUGCUGGUGAUACAGGAGAGUCCGAAUACCCAGAGUCUACUCCAUUGCUUGCUAAGAUCUUAGAAAGUAUGCUGUCUCGGUCUGAAGCUGGAGACAAAAUCAGCCAUCACAAAAAGAUUACAGAUGCUGCAAACGAAGUAAUAAGCAGUGUUGACGUAGACUUGCUAGCAAGAUUUUUGGUACAAAAAAAAGAACCAGAAGAUGAGGAAGCAGAUAUGCGAUGUCUUAUUUAUUGCGUUUUCUUAAAAAAGAUUCUUUAA